Penicillium taxi is the source of this 1350-nucleotide messenger RNA. RefSeq names its product putative homogentisate 1,2-dioxygenase (HmgA) (gene hmgA). Gene Ontology annotation, cellular component: cytoplasm. The record is from RefSeq and is a predicted model, not a curated record. The coding region runs from base 1 to 1350 and encodes 449 amino acids. Lineage: Eukaryota; Fungi; Ascomycota; Eurotiomycetes; Eurotiales; Aspergillaceae. The transcript has 4 exons. Gene Ontology annotation, biological process: L-phenylalanine catabolic process. Gene Ontology annotation, molecular function: homogentisate 1,2-dioxygenase activity.
AUGCCUGUCACUAAAUUCACCCAUAAGGACCCUUACACUUACCAGACUGGGUUUAAUUCCUACCACGAGUCUGAAUCUAUCAAGGGAGCCCUUCCAAUCGGUCAGAAUUCGCCGCAAAAAGCCCCAUAUGGUUUGUAUACCGAAAAGCUAUCUGGAACUGCUUUUACAGCUCCUCGUCAUGAGAAUCAGCAAACUUGGGUCUAUAGAGUACUCCCAGGCUCUUCUCAUGAGAAAUUUGUAGUUGAGGAUGCCGAUUCGUAUCACACGAGUAUGACUACUGAGACCCAUAAGCUACAUCACAUCCCCAACCAGCUACGAUGGAAUCCAUUCGAUUUGGAUGAGACAGUCGACUGGGUGCAUGGUUUGCACUUGAUUGCUGGAGCAGGAGAUCCAACGCUGAAGCAAGGAUUGGGUAUCCUACUCUAUGCGGUAGGCAAAGAUAUGGGCAAAGAAGCCUUUUACUCUGCCGAUGGCGACUUCCUCAUUGUGCCGCAACAUGGUGUGCUAGACAUCCAAACAGAACUCGGCCGUAUUCUGUUACGGCCGAAUGAGAUCGCUGUUCUCCCACGGGGUGUCAGAUACCGUGUUACACUCCCAGCCGGCCCUGUGCGAGGGUAUAUAUGUGAAUUAUACCAAGGUCACUUCCAACUACCCGAGCUAGGUCCAAUUGGAUCAAACUGCCUCGCCAAUACCCGUGACUUUCAAGCUCCAAUCGCUUCCUUCGAUGACGAAGAAGAACCGACCGAGUACAAGCUAUUCAGCAAGUUUAACAACUCCCUCUUCUCAGCACGCCAGAAUCACACUCCAUUUGACAUUGUCGCCUGGCAUGGAAACUACUAUCCGUAUAAGUAUGAUCUAGGCCGAUUCAACACCGUCGGAUCUAUAUCCUUCGACCACCCCGACCCUUCAAUAUUCACCGUACUAACUGGCCCUUCCGACCACACUGGAACCGCAAUUGCGGACUUCGUCAUCUUCCCACCUCGCUGGCUCGUUGCUGAAAAUACAUUUCGUCCACCAUGGUUCCACCGCAACACGAUGUCGGAGUUUAUGGGUCUGAUCAGUGGAAGUUAUGAUGCAAAAACGGGAGGUGGUUUUCAGCCUGCUGGUGCCAGUCUGCAUAAUGUUAUGAGUGCUCAUGGGCCAGAUGCAAAUGCAUUUGAGGGUGCUAGCAAUGCUGAGUUGAAACCGGUCAAGGUUGGCGAUGGUAGUUUGGCUUUUAUGUUUGAGAGUUCACUCAUGGUUGGUGUCUCUGAAUGGGGCUUGAAGACUUGUGAGAAAGUACAGACUGAGUAUAACGAGCAUAGCUGGACACAUUUGAAACGCCACUUUGUCAACCCAAAUAAAUCUUGA